AUGAAGGGCACAACCUUUGUUCCCUCUGAUCACGAGACUCUGGAUGGCACGGGGAACUUUUCUAAAUUUUAUUCAGUUCGAGUGGUUUCAGUGGCGCAGGAGACAAAACCAGGACCAAUCAAGGCGGCCAGUUCUCACUCUGCGCGCUCUGCUUUAGUGUACUGCUACAACUGUUCCCGGAAAGGACAUUUUGGAUAUGAGUGCUCAGAAAAGCGGAUGCAUGGGAGCAUGUUCCCUACUUCUCCAUUCAUCUACUACUAUGAUGAUGAAUAUGAUGUCAAGAAAAGAGCGAACAGAUUAAAAAGAAAGGUUGCAGAACUACAGGAAGCCGGCCUUCUGCCAGAACAGUUAGAGACACCAUGGCAGGAAGAAAAACAUGGGGGGCACAGCUAUAAGAAAAAGAGCAAGCCUUGGAAAGAACAUGGGAAACAGAACAAAGAUGGCAAGUGUCACAAAAAGAUGAAGAUGUCCCGGGGAGAGAAACCCAGAGAAGAGAAACACAGAAGUGAUGUUGAAAUUGGCUACAAGAUGGAGGAGGACUUCCCUAGAGGGUGUAAAAGGCAGGCAUGUAAGGGCAGCAAAAUCUGUCACCCGUCCAUUUUCCAGGCAUUCCCAGGCAGCAAGACUGCAUAUGUGCAGGAGCCUCUGGAAGGUGCUAAAAGGAAGAAGAAAUGGAAAAAGCAGAAAGAUGCUAGUCCUGAUAUCAAUGAGAAUUUAUUCCUCAUAAAACAGAGGAGGAAGAAGUCUAAACAGAAAUCCUGGUAUUGA
This is a messenger RNA of Pelecanus crispus (Dalmatian pelican), 768 nucleotides long. Lineage: Eukaryota; Metazoa; Chordata; Aves; Pelecaniformes; Pelecanidae. The record is from RefSeq and is a predicted model, not a curated record.